Phycomyces blakesleeanus NRRL 1555(-) is the source of this 1521-nucleotide messenger RNA. RefSeq lists its product as hypothetical. Gene Ontology annotation, cellular component: mitotic spindle; DASH complex; mitotic spindle pole body. The coding region runs from base 1 to 1521 and encodes 506 amino acids. The transcript is spliced from 2 exons. NCBI's taxonomy places the organism in Eukaryota, Fungi, Mucoromycota, Mucoromycetes, Mucorales, Phycomycetaceae. The record is from RefSeq and is a predicted model, not a curated record. Gene Ontology annotation, biological process: attachment of spindle microtubules to kinetochore.
AUGAACGAUGAAGAAGCUAAUGCCGAACUUGAGAGACUAGAGCAAAACAUUACAUUGCUACUUCAAGAUACAGAUCAAAACUUUUCAAGAUGUAAUCAGAUUGCAUCCUCAAUUUUACCGAUGAUUGAUAAAUUCUCAGAAGCUACACAUAAUAUAUUAAAGACCCACCAGACAUGGGGCUAUUUCUUUGAUUUGCUUCAAAGCUCAUCCUCAUCAUCUGGCCAUGGUACAAAUAGACUUCCUCUAACACGUCCAUUUGGGGCUUUUGCCACUGGUAUAGACGCUAUCUCAGAAACAACCUCAAUUACAGAGAGUUUUCGCAGUAUUUCAGAGCGCAUAAUCGAACCUGUAAAACAAGGCCACCAACAUUUACUGGAACCGCACCUCAUACCUUCAAGGCGGCAAAUAGCACAGUCUUUACCGGACUUUACCCAACCUGUCCCACCCACAGCAGAGACUGCACGUACGCCACAACGAGACUUGGCACGUAUGAAAACAGACAGUAUAUUAAAAUCAAGUGGUCUUUAUGAUCUUUCGCCAUCGUCUGAGACCUCUGGAGACGAGGAAUCUGCUACAAAUAACAGCAAAACAUCUUUCCGUAGACCAUCCGUGUCAUAUUCUGCUUCUGAUGAUCCAGCAAAUUUGGGUGUAGGCACUGAUGCAGAUCGUGAACGAGCUCUAAGGUUUUUUAAAGAACGGGAACAGCGUUUCGGAAACAUGCCAAUGGAUGAAGAGCUUCCCUCAUUAGGAAGAAAAGAUAUAUCACCGUUGCGAGCACAAGAUAGAAAUGCCAAACCUUUAGCCGAUACGCCAACUACUCGACGGGUUUUUGAAACUUUAGCUCAGGACUUGAAGACGGGAAGAAAACCACGAAUAGACAUAUUUGAUGAAUCGUAUGAACCUCAUAAUAUAAACAAGAGGUCUCUUCCUAGUGGAUCUACAAAUCGUCCAACAUUUGAAGAUUAUACCCAUAAUCUGCGAAAAGAUAAAAAACCACGGUUAAGCGAACUUGGCCGUUCCCAUGAGUUUGAGUAUAAUAAUCUACCCGGGAAUUUCAGACCCAUUGGUACACCAGAAGAUCCGGAUCCACUUAAUUUCCCGGAUAUGGCUAUCUCUAGACCUCUUAAUGGUGGUGGUAGUAGCGGUGUAAAUAGUGGCAGUGGUGUCGAUGGGAGUAGCAAUCAUGGAUAUAGACAGGGGCCCGAAAGUGUUUUUAGCGAGACAUCGGGAUUGACCAGGGCAACAUUCGGGUCUAGCUCUACAGGUCGAGGACCAGCACCAUUUUCUGUCCAUCGCUUUGGAGAAACAUUUCGUGAACCUCCAGGAUCUACACAACUUACACGAGUGUACAAAGUUUUUAGUGAUAAGCCUGCACAAAUGUUGACGCUAGAAGAUGUCUUGAAUGAAGUAAAAGACGACGAAAACCGUUAUACAGCUGAUUCUGUCAUGUUGUUUAUUAAUAUGCUCUGCGGAAAAAAGUAUUUAAGGACUGUUGGCCAAGGGUGGACAAUUCGCCGCUAA